Molecule: messenger RNA, 696 nt
Organism: Paramecium octaurelia
Lineage: Eukaryota; Ciliophora; Oligohymenophorea; Peniculida; Parameciidae
Source: the annotation of a GenBank genome assembly
AUGUAUAAACAAUAUUUAUUCGUCUGUCUCUUGCUAGCAUUAGCUAUUUGUGAAGGAGGAUACCAGAAUGUCAAAAUUAAGGAAUUUAUGAGUCAGAAUAAUGAAAUUUUCACACAUAUCAAUGAAAUCCUAGAUGCUGAAGCAGGCCCAGAAUAUUUCCUUUGGAAAAUAGAAAGCGUUUAAUAGCAAAUAGUUUCAGGAAUCAACUAUAAAAUGGUCGUUGACUAUUAAAAAAAAGAAGACCCCAACCAAUAUGUUCAAUACGAGAUCAUACUUUAUGAUUAGUAAGACUUUCAUAGUAAUUUUAUUUAAGACCAUGGACUAACACUCGCAAGGUGACUAGUUUGGAAUCAAAAAACCUUAGAGUCGAUAACAAAAAAUCAAAUAAUUUCAAAUAUCAUGGUUGGGUCGACCUAGAUGCCUAAUAAUUCAAUACAAAAUACCCUCAAAUUUAAGCAUUAUUGCUCUCAAAAUUAAUACCCAAGUUUGACUUAGAGGACAGUACUUCCAUAAUGGAAAUAUAAUCAGUCAAAGAAUAGUUUAUUGCUGGCAAAACCUAUUUAAUAUUUGUUCAAUUAUCAGAUGGUAAAAAGUAUAAAGGAACAUUGUAUGAAAAGUAAUAUGUUUGAUUUCUAAUAUAGUCCAUGGUCAAAGAAAAUGGAAGUGGUAACAGUGGAACUAGAGGACGAGGAGUGA